GUACGGAUCCAACGGUAUCGGCGGCCGCCGGCGUUUACCCGGAGCCCGGCCUCUCUAUUUCAGUAUUUCUCGCUCUCCAUUGUGCAAAUUACAUUUUGAUCCCUAUACUGUUAUCCUUUAGCAAAGCACUCCUUCCGUCUAUUUCUCCAUCCUAUCUCCCGUUUCCUGUGGGUGCUAAGUCUCUAAAAGCCCUUAACCCCAGCUAGCUCGUAGAAGAGAGUCUUCUUCUUCCCCUGACUAUCUUUUUCCCUACCUCUCCGACGAAAUGAGCUCUUCCUCCGACCGCCGGCGGAACCCGACGGAGCUCGUCCUCCGGCAGGCCUUCACGAAUCUCCAACACAAUUGUUCAGCCUUCCUUCAAAACUUCGCUCAGCUCCCUCUCCUCAAUCCGAACUCCCAUUCUUCCUUCCAAACCCACCUCCAAGCCUCCCUUUCCCACCUGCAGAACCACUCCAAAGUAGCAAUUGAUGCUGCCGUUUCUCGCUUCAACCCACUCCCUCCUUCGUCUUCCAGAAACCCGCUCUGGGCUCGGAUUCCGUCCGACCCGGUUCUCCUAUCCAAUUCCACGCCUGCAGCUGCUACUCCGCCCUUGACUCCUCAGGCCAUCGAGGAGCGCUUGGCUGGCGUCCCCGUCUACGCCUUGUGCAACUCCCGCGAUGAAUUCGUUCUGGUCUCUGGAGUUUCAACGGGGAAGUCGCUUGGAUUGAUGUGCUUCAAGAAGGAGGAUGCAGAUGCGCUCCUUCACCAGAUGAAGAGCAUGGACCCUGAGAUGCGUAAGGAUGGGUCUAAGGUUGUUGCCGUUGCUUUGAACAAGGUUUUUCAACUCAAGGUCGAUGGAGUUUCGUUCAGAUUGAUACCGGAGUCUGCCCAAGUGAAGAAUGCUCUUACAGAGCAGGAAAAGGCUGGACUCUCUGAUGGAGGUUUCCCUGGGGUUCCAGUUUUCCAGUCAAGAAGCCUGGUGUUAAGAAGCCAAACCAAGAGCUAUCGCCCUGUAUUCUUUAGAAAGGAGGACUUGGAAAAGUCUCUCUACCGAGCUUCACGUGAACAGAAGAAACUGAACCCUCUCUUCAGGGAUGGGGAUAUUCAGGUGGCUGUUUUUGAAGAAGUAAUCAAGUCCAUGAAGGAGAAUUCGGGUUCAACGUGGAACGAUGUAGUCUUCAUCCCACCUGGGUUUGAUGUCUCAACUAAUCCUACCGCCGAGGAACAGGAGUGAAAGCUGCAAUUUGCUAGAUCAGACGUUCUGAGUUUCGACACCCAGCAUAUAUAGUGUGUGUAAUGGUUUGUUAAAGCCUUGAUUAGGAAUAGUCAUUUGCUUCAUGAACAUGCUAAAAGUUCAUAGCUAGUUUUCCUCUUAUUUAACUGUGGUUACGGUGUUGAUGUCGUCGGAUCAUAUGAUCCCAUCCGUCAUCUCAAUUGUUAGAUGCACGCAAUGACAUUGUUGUAAAAGUAAAACGCUUGAACAUGCAUGCGUCUUAGACAUUGUCGCGCCUCCAUCAACGUGCUAAUCGGUUUGUAACAAGAGGAGAAAAAUAGUCUCAUGUGGCGAGAUCACCGUGUUUACAGUAACUUGGGGGUGAAAAGAGACUCCAUGAGAAUCGGAUCUGAUGGCAGGGAGGUUCAACCAGUGAAUCGUCCACCUUCCACGCCAAUUCAAUCCCAUUUCCUCCAUUUCUGUUGCAGUCUCCCAUCGCCCUAUUGACCCAAUCAACCUCUGUAAAAAUC
This is a messenger RNA of Linum trigynum, 1722 nucleotides long. NCBI's taxonomy places the organism in Eukaryota, Viridiplantae, Streptophyta, Magnoliopsida, Malpighiales, Linaceae. The record is from the annotation of a GenBank genome assembly.